AUGGGUUUCUUCUCGCCAGUGAAGAGAUUUCCUACAAGACUGCUGGGGACUACUCCUGCGCUAUGCUUGCUACCUUCUCCUGACAGAAAUCUAUGUUUGACGCGUACUUUAACUUCGCGACCCGGCGAACACGCCAGCAGCCUGGAGCACAUCGGCGUACCAGGUGCCCUGGCGCACGCUGUCCGUACGGUUUACCCCCACGUACAACGGCCUUACCCGUAUCAGGCACGGCUUGUGCCAUCUGUUGUGCGAGGAGCUAAUGUGACUCUGAAGGGAAGCACGGGAUCCGGAAAAUCCUUUUCACUUGCUCUAGCCACGCUCACACAGGCAUGGCAUAGUCUACCGGAGUCACAUACACGAGUGUCUACAUUGAUACUUGUGCCUCACAGAGACCUUGGCGCACAAUACCUCGCUUGGAUGACGAGCAUCACCGCGGCUGCACACGAAUCGCAUCUUCGAGGCGCAUUCCCCAAUUCCUUAUCCCCCGAGCAGAUUCAUCUCCUGGCGCGAGGAUACUCCGAUGACAUGACGGUGUUACAUAUGCGGUCGUUUCCGCGCAUUGUCAUAGCCACUCCUUCUGCCCUUAUCGCUGCGCUCGGCAAUCACAUAACACCCGAAACUGUGUCUGGACUGUUUUCAACCGUUGUCGUUGACGAACUGGACGACCAAUUGGACUAUGUACCGCAUGGAGAUACGUCUAAGACACUGAACAAGCUUAUCAAAGCUAAGAUGAAGCGGCAUCCACGACCCACGAAAGAGCUUCUGGACGCGUUUACUGUCGCAAACCGCCCAUUGGUCGGAUCCUACCACACCCCGGGAGUCUCCGCUGUACCCCAGCUUGUUCUUGCAUCAGCGACAUACCGUGAAGGACUUGUUGACUUCGUGCACAAGCAUCGAUACUUUGAUGUGCGCCGUGAGCUUGUGCGUAUCAAGGUCCAUCCGGGCGAAAUCGAACGUCAGAGGGACAACAUGAUGGAGAAUGCGAAACUCGCGCACAAUAGGAAGUCAGGCGCUCCAAUACUUCACCAUGCAUUGGUCAUCAUGCCGGAUGGACAAGUACGCAAUCACCCGAAGGCUUUCAAGCGCUAUUAUCAAGAGACAGCGCGUAGCAGCAUCCCUCCUGAGAAGUCUCUUAUCGGAGAGACUUCCGUGGUCUCUGACCCGGAAGUCGAGGAGCCCACGGUUGAGGCAAUUUUGGCGAAGGCGGAGGAAGUCAGCAACGAGAUGUCGGUGGAAGAUGACACGCCCGAAGAGCUUGUUGAAAAGUACAGGAAUAUAGAAUCGCCUUUUAAUCAGCGUGCCCUCGAAGUGGUGGCAGAAGUCUUCGCGCACGAGAUAAAGCUUCUUUCUUUGCUAAUUCUGCCUUCUGAAGCCUCGGUCCGGCGUGCUGUAUGGGAGCUUCGUCAGCUGGGUGUCAAUGCAAUCGGCCUGAAUCUGAAGGGUAACCCCAACCUCCUGCGUGGCGACGCGACGGUGAAGCAACCGACACUCCUCGUUGCUACAGACGCCGCGACGCGCGGGCUGGAUAUCUGGAACUUGAGCCACCUCUUUAUCUAUGGCGUGCCGGAGGGUCAUCGGAGUGCGGACAAGUAUUUGCAUUGGGCAGGGCGCGUCGGACGCCUGGCAGGACGGGACCAGGGGCUUCAACCAGCGAGGGUCAUCACUAUCAUUAUCGAGCGCACCCAAUCAAGCGCGGAGGAGCCUUCCCCGCGCGUUGAUGCUCUUAACCCACGAACGAUCAGAGACGGGGGGAGGGCUCUCGAGCGGAUAUUCGACAAAUUGCAUAUCCGUCCGUACAUGUAUGUACCGUACGAGGAGUAA
Peniophora sp. CBMAI 1063 is the source of this 1821-nucleotide messenger RNA. The record is from the annotation of a GenBank genome assembly. Lineage: Eukaryota; Fungi; Basidiomycota; Agaricomycetes; Russulales; Peniophoraceae.